Molecule: messenger RNA, 1182 nt
Organism: Calypte anna (Anna's hummingbird)
Lineage: Eukaryota; Metazoa; Chordata; Aves; Apodiformes; Trochilidae
Gene: AFMID
Product: arylformamidase
Exons: 11
Coding region: 76-984 (302 amino acids)
Molecular function (GO): arylformamidase activity
Source: RefSeq, a predicted model, not a curated record
CGCCCUGUCCCGCCCCGCCCCCAGGCAGGGGUCGCGGUGCCACCGCGGAGGAUCGGAAUCGCGAUCGGAACCGAUAUGUGGGUCGAGACCGGUGCCGGUCCCGGCGGCAGCGCGGGGCAGUGGCGGGAUAUGUCCGCGCAGGCACUGGAGGAUCAGUACUCGCCCAGCCGCUGGUCCCCCCGCCUGGACCCGGACACCAUCAUCGAGGCGCACAUCGCCGCCGCGGCGGCAGGAACCCGACGUGCCCGGGACAGCGUUCAGACCUCACUGCACGUCCCCUACGGCGCCGGAGUGCGGGAGCAGCUGGACAUCUAUUUGCCAAACGACUCCUCUGGCACAUACCCGCUCCUGGUGUACAUCCACGGGGGAUACUGGCAGUGCCUGAGUAAAGACGAGGCCGGGUUUGCAGCCCCCCCGCUGGUGUCACGGGGUGUGGCGGUGGUGGCCGUGGGUUACAACAUUGCUCCUGCAGGCCACAUGGAUGCCAUGGUGCAGCAGGUGCGGCGCAGCCUGACCUUCCUGGCAGAGCGAUACACCAGCACCAGGGGCAUUUACCUGUGUGGGCACUCGGCAGGGGCCCACUUGGCAGCCAUGGUGUUGUCCACAGACUGGACGGAGUAUGGAAUAACACCGAACAUCAAAGGAGCUGUGCUGGUGAGUGGGGUGUAUGACCUAGAGCCCAUCCUGCACACCUACGUCAACGAUGCACUGAGCAUGACCUGGGAUGUGGCCCAGAGGAACAGCCCCAUGCUGUGCUUGGCCCCCCCAGCGCCUGCGGUCGCCACCUGCCAGGUGCUGGUGGCCGUGGCCCAGCAUGACUCCCCGGAGUUCCGCCGGCAGUCACAGGAGUACAGCCUAUGCCACUCGCUCCGCAGGCCCUGCGUGCAGCUGGCUGGUCUGUCUCCCUGCUGGACAUCGCCGGUGUGGAUCACUUUGACAUCAUCGAGAAGCUGUCAGAGGAGAGCUACAUCCUCACCCAGGUGAUUUUGAACAUGAUUUCAAGAGACUGAUGGCAAGUUCUCUCCGGGGCUGGUGUUCCUUUGCUGGGGUGUCCUGUUGCCUCUGGGGUGCUGGGGCAGCGGGCCCGUGGAGCUGGGUCUGUGUGUCCAGGUGAUGACGUCUGCUUCCCCGGUUUCCUUUAAACAGCUUAUUGCCAAUAAAAAAUAAAUGGGAAUAACGGCU